Messenger RNA from Sycon ciliatum, 1797 nucleotides. Its product is annotated as origin recognition complex subunit 6-like. The transcript has 6 exons. Lineage: Eukaryota; Metazoa; Porifera; Calcarea; Leucosolenida; Sycettidae. Gene Ontology annotation, biological process: DNA replication; DNA replication initiation. Gene Ontology annotation, molecular function: DNA binding. The coding region runs from base 274 to 1086 and encodes 270 amino acids. Gene Ontology annotation, cellular component: nuclear origin of replication recognition complex. The record is from RefSeq and is a predicted model, not a curated record.
GUGUAUUGAACAAACUCCUUCAGCCAUAUCGUCUUGUUUCUUUCACUCAACAAUCUGCAUUCGCCCUGCUAGGAGUUUAUCCAACUGUUUGCGCUCUGCACUGGAAAAAGGAGUGUGUAGGUCCACUGUAGGAGAACGCGCGCACUACACAGCGCACAAACUGAAACCCUGAUUUUCAGUGUUGGCUGUCUACUUCUCCCCGGCCUAUCAGAGUUAGACCCUGAGAAUUAUUUGUAGCUUUGUAGUUACACGGGAUUCCUUCACUUCAAACCAAUGGAUUGGAUCAAUAUCUUCCGCAGAAUAGGCGUUAGCAAUCCCACCAGGGAGCUGGGAGACGUCGCCCAGGAAUACCAGAGGAGAUUAGAGCUGCGGCGGUCAUCUAUAUCUGCUAUCACGCUGAAUGCGUCUGCCAAAAUGCUGAUUUGCGCUGAGUUGGCCUGCAAAGCGUGCAAACAGCCAUACAAUCCGGCAUCUGUAGUUCGCCUAUCUGGCGAGAGCAAGAAGAACUUCAACCGUGCCCAGCAGACCCUGGAGAAGAUGAUCAUGGGCCAGCGUGCCGGUUGCAGUGUCACGGAAGUAGCCAUUCGCCUGGGCUGUUCAGAUGUGGCACCAAUGGCAGAAGCAGUGCUUGAGCGGUAUCGUAGCUCUUUGGCCCAGACUGUCGCUGGUGCCAGUCGGGAUAGUAUUGACCUCACCUCCCCUGCUUUUGUUGGCUCCGCCAUUGCUGUCGUAUGCAAAUUACUGAAGUUCAAGGUUGAUAAGCGGAAGUUGCGAGAAGAGACGCGGUGCACUUCUACAGAACUGGAUAAGCGCUGCGAGGCGCUCAUGGCAAUAGCAGGACCUGUCGUUGCAGAAGGUCACAGGGCAAAGCAGACAAAGCGACCGCAUGGCUAUGCUUUCUUGGAUUCGGUGGACGACAGCUCUGCUGCAGAUCAGCCAAGCAAGAGGAGUCGGGCACAAGGCGAAGGUGAUGACGAUGGCUUUGGGAGUACAGGCGUGCCAUUCUUUUGCUACCAGCCGCUUCCUGACUUUCCGUCGUGGCGCUCAAGAAUUAUCAGCUCCGCAAACCAGGCACUGGCAGUAUAGCGCGUUAUCUGUUGCUCCUGUUGAUUUGCGUUGGCCACACAGGAGUCAAGAGUGUAAGCUACGUCGCCUGUGAAAUCGAGCAAAGUGUAUUGCCGUAUGUACGUAUGUACGUUUUACCCUCUACGUGUGUGUGUGUGUCUCUUGUUGAUUUGUUUUUCCCAUGUCUGCUCGUGUGAGCUUUUCUUGUGCUCACUCUCCACUGUAUAGCUGUGUUCGUUUUUAUCUGGCACGCCUGUACCAACUGCUUUCUGGCUGAUUAAUCUACAAUUCCUUCUGCAACAAUUUUUUUCGCCAUGAGGCUGGUUCUCUUGUGCCAAGUGCGGGUUGCUUCAACCGGCCUGCUGUAUUUGCUGAUAUAAGCAAUGUUUCCGUUGAGAAUUCGUCCCAUCUCCUCUACUCCUUUUCACGCUGUGCAUGUUUCCUUUCCAGCAGAUCGUGUGUGUCUGUGUCUGUGCGUGCAUUCUCUGCUAAUCUUCCUCUGGCCAUGUUGUGUGUCUAGCUUUUGGUAGACUUUGAUAUUGAGAUUUUUUAAAUAGUUUUUUGAACCAUUGAUGAUGUCACAGUUCUAAGAUGCGCAGUGUGCCAUAUCCUCUUUGUUCAAACCUUGCUGGAUUUUGUCUUUGUCUGUUUUCCAAUGGUCUUCAGCUUUGAAAAAGCACUGCUGUUUCGAAGUUUUCAAGAAUGCGCUGCGUAUGAUGCAGCAAAAGUGAA